Molecule: messenger RNA, 4479 nt
Organism: Batrachochytrium dendrobatidis JAM81
Lineage: Eukaryota; Fungi; Chytridiomycota; Chytridiomycetes; Rhizophydiales
Exons: 10
Coding region: 1-4479 (1492 amino acids)
Biological process (GO): siRNA processing
Cellular component (GO): RISC complex; cytoplasm; nucleus
Molecular function (GO): ATP binding; ribonuclease III activity; RNA binding
Source: RefSeq, a predicted model, not a curated record
AUGUCGAGUGAUUUCGAAACGAUAAACCUGUUGGCUCAAACACAUGCCAAGAUGCCUGCCAAUCAUAGCAAUGCGACUUUUCAAGAGAUAUCAUCAGUAACUGAUAUGGACACGACAGAUUCGCCAUCAUAUCAAUCAAAUGUAGUCGAGCCAAGAAGUUACCAAUUGUGGUUGUUUGAACUUGCUAAAGCUGAAAAUAUCAUUGCUGUACUGCCUACUGGGACAGGAAAGACGCUUAUAGCGCUUUUGCUGAUUGAGCAUAUGCAUUCAAUACAAUCUCCAGAAGCAGCUAACCGCAAAAUCAGUGUUAUGCUUGUUCCCACUAUUCCUCUAGUAAGCCAGCAGGCUCAGUAUAUUAAAAUGCACUCCAAACUGCGUACGGGAUUUUCAUCUGAAGGAGUUUCAAUGAAAAAACAUGAUUUUAAAUACUGGAAGUGCGCAUUAGAAGAAAAUGAUGUCAUGGUUAUGACUGCUGAGAUUUUGAAAACAUCGCUGGAUCGCGGUUAUAUCAGUAUAAGCAUGCUCAAUUUGAUUGUGUUUGACGAGUGUCAUCAUGCACGAAACCUUCAUCCAUACCGUGUAUUAAUGCAAACACACUAUGCACUAUGUUCUGAAGCAAUAAGACCUAAGAUUUUUGGCAUAACUGCAUCGCCUGCUUUUGGAAAAGGUGAUAAUGAAGAAUCAAUCAAAUAUCUACAAUCUAGUUUACAUUGUAGAGCAGUUACAUCUACUUACGAAAGCAUAUCCAACUAUGUUUCUAGUCCAGUAGAACGUGUUAUGUACUUUGUCAAUAGUCCAUUCUACGAGCUGUCUGAAUCGUAUACAAAGAUAUACGAAUGUUCGGGGCUGGCAGAAAAUAUAUCUGACCAACUGAGAGAAUCUCAUAUUGCUUGUGAUGUUUUGGGGCCAUGGUGUGCAGACCGGAUGUUGGAGAUGAUUGUGGUAUACUAUUUUAAAAAGUUGAAGCAAGCUACGGAUAUCAAUAUGGUGCUUUCAAAACAGCUUUUGGAAGCUGAAUCAGACAAUACCCCUUCACAUCCAGAUGAGUGCAUUGAACAAGAUUCAUCUGAUUUGGAUAUAGAUAUAGACCAGCUGGAUACUUUAAAUUAUGAAAGCUUGCUGAAUGACUCUGCGUUUUCUACCGCCACGCCUAUACAUAAAUUCUGCCAUGCAUUUAUUUCGUCGCCCACAUUUGGCCCAUCCAACAACCCCGUUUCUUUUUUUGCUGUAUCUCCAAAAGUACAAUGUUUAAUUGACAUUCUACUCGAGUUUCGCUAUAUCGAAUCUUUUUGCGGAAUCGUGUUUGUUCAACAACGAUCCUAUGCAAGUGUAAUUCGGAUGCUGAUUAUCGCGCAUCCAGACCUGCAGUUUCUAAAACCAAAACUGCUGAUUGGACAUGGUAAGAGAAAGCGUGCAGUUGGAGGACUCAACGGAAUGAGUUCUACAACUCAGCAAUCUGUUGUUACCGCGUUUCGAUGCGGUGAUUGCAAUCUUUUAAUAGCUACUCAGGUUGCUGAAGAGGGAUUGGAUAUUCGAUUUGAUAAAACUCAAACCCUGAUCAGCUAUAUUCAAUCGCGAGGACGAGCAAGACAAAAUUGCUCGCAGUUUAUUGUUUUGGUCAAUAAAGAUGAUCAGCAGGAAGAGCAGUCUUUACAUGCCAUACAACAAAAAGAAGCACAUCUACAGUCUCUUUUAGUACAAUCCGUAAACGAAAAGCCCGAAGCCGUGUCUAGUUUCACCUGUGACUCUGACGAUUCUGACAAGUUCCAAUACAAUAUUGCACAUACAGGUGCUGUAUUGAAUCUUUAUAACUCGAUCAAGUUUUUACAAGAGUAUUGUGCUACUUUAUCUGUAAAUGGCACGGACUCUCAACCGGUUUAUACCACUAGCAUUGAUGGCGAUUUUAACAUGUACGUGACCAUACAGAUGCCGCACUUGGUAAGAAAAGAGUGUCAGGGCAUACAGGGAUCGAGUGCAAAUACAAUUAAAAAGGCAAAACGAUUGGCGGCAUUUGAAAUGGUAAAGUUACUGCAUAAAUUUCAAGAAGUGGAUGAUCAUUUCAAUUCUUGUUUGUCCAAGACAAAAUAUGGCGCAUUUGUUGCCAAAUCAAAGGAAACUUCAAAAAAGGCCAAACUGAUCGACAUGUGCGAUUACCCUCUGAAAAUCCCAACAGCUUUACAAGGCACAUGGAAAGACGGUGAACAUGCGUGGGUUCAUAUUGUGCACUUGCAGCAAAUUGAUUCAGCAAAUUCUGACACAACGGGUUUGUUGAACACAUGUUUUAAACCAGCUUCGGAUGAGCUGCACGAGACAAAACCUGUAGAAAUCAAGACUACCACUCUACUUUUUUGUAUUCUCACAUGUGGAGUGGAAAAUGUUCAAACUGAGCACAUGGAUUUAAAUUUUGACGGAGAACCGCGGCGGUUUCGAGUGGUUGCAUUGGCACAUAAGCUUUUACUCACUUCAGACAUGAUUGCGCAGUUUUUCGAAUAUCAUUUCUAUCUUUUUUCGGGAGUUUUACGUAGUCAGUUCAAAAAAGGCCUUGAUUGGUCGCUGCUGUGCGUUCCCAUUCGAUCCGAAUAUGCUGACAAUACAGCCAUUGACAUAUCCACUAUACUCCCCGAGUCCAUUAUUGAUUGGGACUCACUCCGUUAUUGUCAAACUGUCGACCAAACUGAUUUAUCUUCAAUCACUAAUGAUCCGACCAUUUCGCGUUCAGUUUACCAUGACAUGAUCGUUUUUGAUCGAGUUCACUAUUCACGCAAAUACUCCAUUCUUGAAAUUCAACACGACAAAACCCCGUCGUCACUCGUCUCUGACCUAAAUACGUUUUCUACCGUGAAAAGCUUUUACAAAACUCGUCUGCGGUGUCGAGAGCCUAUUGUAGAGGACCAAUGUCUUAUCUACGCAACCAAGGUUCCAGAUCCUGUUCAGAUCAAAAAAAAGUGUAUAGCAUCAGUAAAAACGUACGUGUUGCCACAGUUUUGUACUAUAUAUCCAGUAAAACGACUUCAUUUAUAUCAGGGAUUGUAUAUGCCUUUGGUAAUACGACAGCUGUGGCAUCGACUGCUUGCUACAGAUUUAUAUUUUGGAAAAGAAAUAUCCCUUCUCAAUCGAAUGGCAGAUCACACACCUCAAUUUUUCAUCAAUAUAGAAACCCUACAAACGGUAUUGGUGGCUUCAUCGACGGAUUUGCCGUAUAGUUAUGAACGACUUGAAAUUCUCGGUGACAGUUUUCUUAAAAUUCAUCAGUCUCUCCAUUUGUUUGCACUGAACCCAUCUCAAGACGAAGGAUGGUUGACAACAUCACGAAUGGUCGCUGAACAAAAUUUGGAGUUGUGUCGGAGAGCAACCGAGGUUGGAUUACAAGGACUGAUUCUUACUACCAGGUUUUCGCGCAAACAGUGGGUUCCUCCAGCCAAGGGACACGAUUCAAUGCAGUCCAUGCCAAAAAAAAUUCUAGCAGAUGUGACAGAAGCCAUUAUUGGAGGGUGUUUGAUUGAUGGAGGUAUUGUUGGUGCGUCCGAGGCUGUCAGAAGUCUUUUGAAUCGGGAUUAUCAAAGCGAAUGGGGAUUGUAUUUUACGCAAUAUCAGCUUCAUCGCAAUGUGACACCAUCCCAUUUGGUUCGUUUUAUUGGCGACAUUGAUUCUCUAGUUACUCUCCGAAUUGAAGCUGUUUUGAACUAUACGUUUCAAGACAAGUCAAUACUGUGGGAAGCCUUGACGCAUUCUUCAUCUUCGUUUUCAAUUUGCGGUUUAAAUUACCAACGGUUGGAGUUUCUUGGUGACGCUGUGCUGUCAUUUAUCAUUACAAAGUAUUUGUAUACUCAGCUGGGAUCAUCUUCACCAGGCGUGAUAUCCCAUCUGAAAUCGGAAAUGGUAUGUAACCAGUUUUUGGCAUGUGUGAGUAUUCGCCUUGGAUUGAUUGACUGGCUGCGUGUAAAAAAGAGCGAUACUGUCUGGAUUGUUGAUGCCUAUGCUCAGCAGGUGAUUGAACAUUUAUCUCAACCAGCCGACUCUAUUCAAAAAAUAUUUUGGGCCCACAUGACAACUGCUCCAAAAAUAUGUGGGGAUGUGUACGAAGCUAUUCUUGGUGCUAUAUUUGUUGACUCGAAAUUUAGUAUAGAAAAAGUAGACGAAUUUGUUUUGAAUUCAUUGAUCAAGCCGUGGUGGGACCAUUUUUCUCAGAUAGUACAAGAUGGAAAAGUGGUUUUGCAGAAUUCAAUCGUAGAAUUACGGGACUUGGUUGCUGAACAUUUAAAGUGUUCUGCAGUAGAGUAUACGUAUACUCAUAUCCAAAAUACUGCGACAGUUGCCAUAGUCAAAUGCCACGACAAAAUCAUUGGAAAAGCCAUUGGAACAGGAAAGCGUGAUGCAAAAAAAGCGGCAUCAAAAGUUGCUGCUGAAUACAUUCUGCGAUACAAGGAAGAUGUGGCUAGUGUGUGUGAUUGUCACUUGGUUAAGCCGCCUGCUAUAUAA